Messenger RNA from Manduca sexta (tobacco hornworm), 1203 nucleotides. Its product is annotated as mitochondrial import receptor subunit TOM40 homolog. The transcript has a single exon. The coding region runs from base 68 to 1033 and encodes 321 amino acids. The record is from RefSeq and is a predicted model, not a curated record. Lineage: Eukaryota; Metazoa; Arthropoda; Insecta; Lepidoptera; Sphingidae.
UGACAUUAAAAAUACACGUUUAAAUGACGUUUGACCCGAUACCCAACGAGCCAACAAUCAAACCACAAUGGACAUAAACGAAGAAAUGAUUAAGCAGGAAGUCAACAGUUUUGUGUCCAACAUACAAAGACUGCUCCCGAAGAAAAAGGAUAUUAUCGUUUUCGCGCCAAUGAAUUCGAGACUGACGAGGCUAAGAGAUAUUCACGCUGAAGCAAAGAAAGUGUUCCCAUCUUGCUUUAUCGGCGCCAAGCUGGUAGUGACGAGAGAGUUGCUGGAUAAAGUAAAGUUAAUACAGCAGUACAAUUAUGGUAUACCCAAAAACAAACAUAAAUGCUUGGCGCAGUUAAUUGACCAGGAACUUGAACCUAAGGACGUUGAAGACGGAAUGAUUAUCGAUUCAGCUGGCUGUGCUACAGCCACAUAUACGGACAAGAUUGACCGUGACUACAUAAUACGGUUGCAGUCGAAAAUCAAAGACCUUGUGUCAUCAGAAACGGAAGUGUUUAUUGAAAGGCAGCUAGCGAAGUCUGUGGGCAUGGUCGCGUGCUCCGUCAGGGACGUAGACCCUAGAACGUUGCGUGUUGUCACGCAAUGGAUGUACAAGCUGCGCCCAGACUUUUACCUCGGCACGGAAGUCGUGUUCAAACCGUUAUCGUACAUGUCCACGCUGGAGUACUCGAUCAGCGCGCGAUACGAGAAGCCCAGAUUCGCAAUCUCAUCAACGAUCAGCAAAAGCGGUUUUCAGGUAUGUUUGUACAAGCAGUUCGCGGCCGAUCUGCGAAUAGCAACCGUGGUGGACGAGGACCUCAAAGGCGACACAACCGUCGGCGUUGCGCUCCAAAAGAAUUAUGGAAACGGGGGAGAAUUGAAGAUGUUUGUUAAUUCACAACGAUGCGGCGGGUUUACUUACCAAAAGGAUGUUUAUUUUUACGAGCCGCAUAAUGAGAUACGCGUUUUGCGGCUUGUUGGCAGCACUUUAAUAGACCGGCAGAGACGGUUGCGGUUUGGCUUCGGUUUCCACCUGGAUUUUUGAUUCUUUAUAUCUCCGUUGAAUAAAUUGGCUGUCACUCUGAGGCUCGUUUUUUGUACAUCUAUAUGUUUGUAUAUAAGUAUACAUAAGUUUUAGUUAUUAGUGUUAUUGUUUUAUAUUGUUAAUGUUUCUUCAAUUAUGGAGUUUAGAGUUAUUAAAAGUUAUUGAUGGUA